UGUUGCUUAUGCCUAACCAAUAUUACAGUUGAUGAAGUUGUAUAUGGUUCCAAAAACUACGCUUGUUAAAUAACUUGUGAUUUUUCAUCGAAAAUGUUUGAAGUUCUUCUUCGGUGGUUAAAUCAAGACCUUGGACUAUCUAAAUUAAUCGAACCCAGCACAUUUGUCCAAGAUUUUACAGAUGGAUAUCUAAUGGGAGAAAUUCUGUAUUGCUACAACUUACAAGAUGACUUCAGAAACUUCUCGCAUGGCAGUGCCAUUGAAAACUUCCAACGACUACAGCCAACAUUACAGAACCUGGGCAUUCCUCUUACUUCUAGUGAUGUUAGUGAGAUGAUGGCAGCAAUGCCUUGUACUAUUAGUAAGAUAUUAUUUCAGAUGUACAUUGCUCUCCACUCUUCUCAGAGCCGCAUCAUCACAGAUAUCAAGGAACACCACUUGUUAGAAAGCCUUUGUAAGAUGGAAUGGCCUCUUCUUUCCAAAAUCCAAGGAAUGCAGCUGUUGACAAAUCCAGAAAGCUUCCAGGCAGACAAUAUGAACAUUUCCAAAUAUUUGCCAAGUCACAGUGGAGCAGACACAGUGCAUAUAGAGCAAAUCCUACCAAACAGCAAAGAUAAUUCAUCAGUACCUGAAACUAUAAGUAUGACACAAAAUGUGGAUGUGGGUAAGGAUCAGUUAGAUGCUAUGGUUAUGGCUUGGCAUAAGAAGAAUCUUGAAACCAUGGUAAAGAAAAAACAGAAAGCUGAGGCAUCACUUCAAACCAAAAAACUUCCUACAGAAGAAAAAGCAAAUGAAGCUUUAAGGAACAUCUUUUUUACUGGAGAACUUAUGAAACAAACUCGGGUGAAAUUUUCUCAAGCUGCAGUUCAGAGGGAAGCUGAGGAAACUAAAGAAGAUAUUGUCAAGUUUGAAGAAAAACAGAAAAACAUUAUGUCAAAUAACUACAAUCAAGAAACAUUGACUGAUAGAUGCACAGAAAAUUCUACACUAGAGAGAUCAUCAGUUAAUAUGAUUAUCAGCAAUAUUAGAAAACGUGUGAAAAAUGACUUAUAUCGCACUCAAGCAAGAGAAAAGUAUCGUAAGGAAUAUUUGGCAAGAUUAAAAGAAAGCAAGAUUAAAAGUCAAGAAACAAAACUUGAGGAGUGGCUUGUUGGGUGUUUAAGGAAACGGUCUCAGUUUGAACACAGAGUUUCUUCACAACUAAUAGAUUUAAAACAGAAAAAAGAAAUUCUUCGUUACAAUAGACUUCUUGUACAAAAACAUUUUGAGAAGCAAAGACAGCAAGAGUUUGAAGAAAGUUUAGAACAAGAAAAGAUUAGAGCUGAAUUGCUGAAGAAAGCACAGAAAGACAAAUUUCUUCAAGAGCAAGAAUUUAACCAGAAGUUGCUAAAAUAUAAGGAACAACAAAGAUACCAGAAGAACUACUCAAUUUGUCAAGAGGUUUUACUAGAGAUUGUAGAAUUCUCCUUAAAAAUUUCUGAAUACAAUAUCAUAACUAACAAGCAAAUUCCAGAACCAUUGAUUCACUCAUGGAAGAUAAGGUUUCUGAAAGGAUUUAGUCUUUCUGAGGAAGUAACCUCUGAAGAAUAUAUAUCUCCUGAAAACUCUGAAAUUGCUGAGCAGUGUCAAAAGGCCCUUGAUGAAAUUUCCAUAAAAGAGUAUUUAGAAUGGAGAAAUGAAUGGGAAACCAAUGGUUAUGUAGCUAAUGCACUUGGAAGGAAAAUCAUUGGAUUUAUAGUUCAUAAAAUUCUGAGAAUGGCUGAACCUCCUAAGGAACCUCCUCUUCCUCAUACUUUUCCCAAUUUUGCCUUGCGUGCCUGUCUGAUAGGAAAGCCUCUCUCAGGGAAAACUUCCAUUCUUCAGAAGUUUGAAUUGGCUCAUAACUUUGUUAUACUGAAUGUUGAAAAACUUGUAGCAGAAGCUGCAUUGGUAGCUUGUGAGACAGCAGAUGAACAGAUCUCAGAUAAAGAUUCCUAUUCACAAGAGCAAGAAAACGCACCUUCAAGUUACAUAGCCAAACUGCCAUGUGAAGCCAAUGAAAACAUUGUCAAAACUUUAAAAUAUGGUAAUUCUAUUGAUGACGAGAGUAUAAUCAACAUUUUAGUAUCCAGUAUCAGGCAGCUACCUGAAGGCACCAAAUGGGUGAUUGAUGGGUUUCCAUAUUCCAUUAGACAAGCACAUCUUCUUUUUAAAGAACUCACUGGACAAUGCUGGACUUUAAUGGAUUACAAGUCUCACAAUGAGCCUCUUAGUGUCUUGGUGCCUGAUCCUUUACCACCCAACGUAUUGAUACCAACAACCUGUGGACUGGAUGUUGUUAUUUAUUUACAUGUAGAGGAUGAAACACUUCUUAAUAGGAUUGCUGAGAAGAAGACCUCAUUUUGUUUUAGUACAGUGGAAAAUUUCCAGAAUGAUAGACAUAAAGACCACACAGAUAAUUUAAACAGCAAGGAAUAUAGUUCCUCCUUCAUGUCUGUUCUUAAAGACACUGGCCAAUGGCAUCAUCAGCUGUUGUCGUUUUCCCAGGACCAACAUGCUCUGGAAGAAUGGUUCUCUAAUUUUGGAAUUUUUCAUGUUAUCAAUGGAGAGCAAGACCCAGAUUGUGUACUAGAUGAAAUAGAAAGACUUUUGCUAUCACAUGUUUCUGAGGUAGAAAAUUUGGUAACAUCAAAUGAUAAUUUGUGCAAAGAAUUAAAAGUUUCCUUGAAAGAAGAAAUUGCACAGCAAGAACGAAAAGAAGAUCAUCCAGAUUCUGCAGGAAAUAAUGAAAUUUAUGAAUCAGAACAAGAAGGAGGGAGUCAAGGAAUUAAUUUGCACGAAAAGAAAACAACACUAGUUGAAAGAAGUGACAAUUUAAAUAGCCAAAAUUAUCCUGAAAAACCCAAUGAUGUGAAGGAAACACUCAGUAAUUUUCAGAUUGAUGGUUUCAUAAACAUGCCACUUACUGAAAAAGUGCUUAUGCUUUUAUUCAAAUCGUGGAAGAUCUUAGAGGAAAUAUAUUUAAAGUCGCUGACAGUGGUAUUUCGUGGCCUACGAAAUGAACAUGAAAAAAUGGUUAAAUACAUAUUCAGGAUUCAAAAAACUUUUGAGGAACUCUGUAAGCAACCAGACAGAAGACAAGAGUUGCUAGAUGAAUGGGUGACAAGCUAUAACACCUUUCCAGAUGACUUUCGGUCUGACACACAAACUAAAGCAGAGUUACAUUUGCAAGUGGAGGAUUUACGUGAAGCCUUAUGGGAGGUCUGUGAUAAACGGAAAGAACAUCUAGAAUCAGGAUUUUUAGCAUUAGUAACUGAGAAAUGGCUGGAAAUCCACUCAGCAAUUCUUACAAACUACUUUAUCUUUCUAAUUCAGACUGAACUGGAUCGUCACCAGAACAUGGAUAAUAUUCUUUGUGACUAUUAUUACACCAUCAUGGGAAAAGUGCUCUCUGACAGUGGAACACUGUGGCCAAGACUCUAUCUUGCCAAUGUUGUAACAUCUGAAAACAUAGGAAAUACAUCAGAUUUGACAAUCCUUGACAAGAAAAAUAAAAGUUUAUAUCCUCAUUUAAUGCUCGCACCACAGCAAGGUAAAGAAAAACGAAAGUAUGGCAGUGAACCUAUCCAACAGUGCAAUUUGAAAGAAACCCAAUUAAACACUACUGAAAAGCUUUUAGAAGAAGCAUUUAAACAAGCUCUUGAUUGUCUUGAAAGGAAGACUGAAGAUCAUCUUAUCAGAAUGAAGGUGGAAUUAACAGAAGUACAAACAGAAUUAGGAACUAUAUCAUCAACUGGUGAAAAAAUACUAGUAGCACCUUCUAGUGAUGAAAUAUGUUUAGAACUUAGGAAAGAACUUGAAAAAGUGCCAGGUUCUGUCACUUUUGGGGACUUGGGCUUCUCUGGAAACCCUUAUUCCUUUGAGUUGGGCACAUAUGCAUUCUCUUCAGUGGAUUCUCCAUGA
This is a messenger RNA of Limulus polyphemus (Atlantic horseshoe crab), 3942 nucleotides long. RefSeq names its product sperm flagellar protein 2-like. Lineage: Eukaryota; Metazoa; Arthropoda; Merostomata; Xiphosura; Limulidae. Gene Ontology annotation, molecular function: protein binding. The coding region runs from base 94 to 3942 and encodes 1282 amino acids. The transcript is spliced from 25 exons. The record is from RefSeq and is a predicted model, not a curated record.